This is a messenger RNA of Lingula anatina, 1241 nucleotides long. RefSeq lists its product as uncharacterized. NCBI's taxonomy places the organism in Eukaryota, Metazoa, Brachiopoda, Lingulata, Lingulida, Lingulidae. The record is from RefSeq and is a predicted model, not a curated record. Gene Ontology annotation, cellular component: Golgi apparatus.
GGAGAGGAGGAUGGAACUGGAGGAACAGCUCAGCCAGGCUCAGCAACAACUGGACCUCCAACAGGAACAGCUAGGGUACACCAGAGAGUUCACAUUCAGUCAAGACAUGGAACCUGAGGUGGAUGAAUAUGGCAGAAUUCUGGACACCAGGACACCAAAUAUAACGAGACGAGCUUUGGGGACAUGUAAGAGACUACAGCGCUGGUUUAAUAGACAAAGUGUCUACCUGAGCCGAAGACUGAGGAUGUAUCCUCGCAUGAGGAACAUAGCCCUGUUAUACGUGAUACUGCUCCAUGCUCUGCUGAUAGCCUGUAUGUUUGGGCUGCUAUGAUGACGUCAAGGGAAUGUUUCUUUACUUAGGCAAUUACAUGUGUUUACAUGUUGAGGUAGUAACAAGAAUUGUGAAUGUAGUCCUUUCAUCAUUUAAAGAUGGUCAUGUAAUCAUGUGGCACAUAUUCAAUACCAAUAUUUUAGUGCAAUAAAUGUAAUAUUUUGAAUAAUUUGCAACAUGAAAGGAAUAUCAGUGUCAUGCUGCAUUUAUCUCACAGCCAGUGACAGGUUGGAAGAUCGUCAUUGUACAUUCUCCGCUGUUGAAUUGGCUACAUUGGCAGGUGACAAGCAUUUGUCAAUGUUGCAUUCUGAAAAACACUGUCACAUUUCCCUGAUGUUUCCAUAAUAUUGUUGUAGAUCUCUUCUUUGUGAAAUGAUAGCAGUUCCUCCAGUAAUUAAGAGAAACACCUUGUGUUGUUGUUAUCACUGAUUGAUUACACAUCAACAGUAAGAGAGGUGACAAAAAGACAACAUUAUUGAUUUAGACUUUUAAUGGAAAAUGUUUAUUUUAAAGGAAAAAAACAAUGUUGUAAGUAGCUAGAAAAUUUUAAUGCUUUCCUUGAUGAAGUAGAGAUCAAGGUUAGUUGCUUCACAUUAAGUUGUGAUAUGUAGAUAUAUUCUUUAGACAUAAACCUUGUGCCUUCAAGUUGGUUAACUUGGAACUUAUCAGUGUCACAUCCUAUUAAACUUAUUCAGUUUUGGCCAUGCUUUAAGGCUUGUUAAAUGGGUCACGGUGAUUAUUUUUCAGUGGAAAAAUGAGACGUGGAUUUUUUAUGUAUUGCGCACAGACAGAUUGGGAAAACAUUCCGUGUCACAAAUGUCAUUUAGGAUGUCAUAUCUCUCAUUGUCUUCCUUGACAUAAAACUAUACAGAAUUAGUAUUCAGUAUUAGAUUUAGCUAAGUUGCAUUGU